Messenger RNA from Penicillium argentinense, 339 nucleotides. Its product is annotated as Dabb family protein. NCBI's taxonomy places the organism in Eukaryota, Fungi, Ascomycota, Eurotiomycetes, Eurotiales, Aspergillaceae. Bases 1 to 339 code for a protein of 112 amino acids. The record is from RefSeq and is a predicted model, not a curated record. The transcript is spliced from 3 exons.
AUGUCGAUUACUCAUGUCGUUCUCUUCCAGUUCAAAUCAAGUGUCACUGCUGAAGUAAUCAACGAUGUUUGCUCCCGCAUGCUUGCCCUCAAGGACGAUUGUCUUCAUCCAUUGUCCCAGAAGCCAUAUAUCAAGUCGUCGUCCGGUGGGAUAGAUAACUCAAUUGAAGGAAUUCAGAACGCAAUUUCGCACGCCUUUGUCGUGGAAUUCUCCAGUGCCGCGGAUCGAGAAUAUUAUGUCCGCAAUGACCCUGUACACCAAGAAUUCAUUCAGAGUGUCGGUGGUCUUCUUGAAAAGGCUCAAGUUAUUGAUUUUACGGAUGGAAUAUUCGAAAACUAG